ACGAGAGCGAACCAAGUCCCAACUAAAUCCGUCCCAAUGACAACAUACAAAGCUUUGGUGCUUCAUGCUCGCGACGAGCCCCUUGUCUUGGAAGAUGUGCCCCGUCCCGCUGCCUCAGCGGGUGAGGCCAUCGUUCACAUCCUGGCCGCUGAUAUUGUCCCCUACAUGAAAGAGGUCCUCACGAACCAGCGCCCAUACCCGCUCAUCCUUCCAAUGACGCCGGGGAAUACAGCCAUUGGACGCAUCCACGAAGUCGGUCCAGACUCUGUGUUUCUCCAGCCAGGGCAACUUGUUUUCUGCGAUAUCACCAUCCGAGCCCGCGACAAUCCCUCUGUGUCCAUCCUCUACGGCAUCCACGGUGGCGGAACUCCUGCAGCGCAAAAGCUCAUGCGCGGAGUCUGGCGGAACUCGACGUAUGCGGAGUACGCACGGUUCCCCCUGGAGAAUCUAUACCCUUUGAACGAGGACCGCCUCAUGGCAGGGCUUGGAUACAGCAUCAAUGACCUCUGUCUUUUGCCUGUGUGUCUCGUUCCAUUCGGCGGUCUGUGCGAGGUUGAUGUUCGGCCCGGCGAGCUCGUCAUCAUCGGCCCCGCCACCGGCCGGUAUGGUGGCGCUGCUGUGAGCGUUGCGCUGGCAAUGGGCGCCACUGUCAUCGCUACUGGGCGGAAUCAGGCUGCAUUGCAGAAUCUAGAGAAGAUCCAUGAGACGAGGCGGUUGAAGACAGUUCAGCUCACGGGGCACGGUGAGACUGAUACCGAGUCGUUUCGCGCCGCAAUUGACAAGCCGGAUGGAGCAGAUGUGUAUCUGGAUCUCUCACCACCUGCGGCUCAAGGAUCCACGCUGAUGGCAUGCGGGAUUCGGGCGUUGCGUGCGUUCGGCAGAUGCAUUCUUAUGGGUGGAAAUGCGGGCAAUGUCGAUUUCCCUUACCUAGAGCUUAUGUUCAAGAGUAUUCGGAUCCAAGGUCGCUUUAUGUACGAUCGCCAGCAUGUGCAACAGCUGAUUCAGAUGGCAGAGUCUGGGUUGCUGCCGCUUGGCAGAAAGGCCGGUGUGACUCAGACGGAGGUAUUUGGGCUUGAGCAAGCUGACGAGGCAUUAGAGGCGGCUUCAAAGCUGAGUGGAUGGGGAAGUCAUGUGGUCCUGAAGCCUUAGACUUCAUCUUUGUCCGCAGACAUGAAGAGUGGAAUUCCCUGGACGCUUGUAAACGUGGCACCCUUUCUAGGUGCUUGCGUACAAGCCCUGGUCUUUGCUAUCCCUACGGCCGUACAUAAUACAGAUGGGACAGGAUAAUAGUGAUAGUAUCUCUCAUUCAAGUGUGGCAGGCCGAAACUCGUCGGAGCUGUGUCACAUGGCCUCUAAGCCAUGUGUAGUACGACAGAACACUUUGAAUACACGAUGGACCAUUG
Messenger RNA from Aspergillus saccharolyticus JOP 1030-1, 1403 nucleotides. Its product is annotated as putative isopropanol dehydrogenase. The record is from RefSeq and is a predicted model, not a curated record. Bases 37 to 1149 code for a protein of 370 amino acids. Gene Ontology annotation, cellular component: mitochondrion. Lineage: Eukaryota; Fungi; Ascomycota; Eurotiomycetes; Eurotiales; Aspergillaceae. Gene Ontology annotation, molecular function: oxidoreductase activity. The transcript has a single exon.